AUGGCUCACACAAAGAAGGGUGGUGAAAAGAAGAAGGGCUGUUCUGCCGUCAACAAGGUAGUGACCCAAAAAUACACCAUCAACAUUCAUAACAUUCACAAGCACAUCCAUGGAGUGGGCUUCAAAGAAAUCCAGAAAUUUUCCAUGAAGGAGAUGGAGACUCUAGUUGUGCACAUUGAUACUUGGCUCAAUAAAGCCAUCUGGGCCAAAGGAAUAAGGAAUGUUCCAUACCAUAUCCAUGUAAGUUUCUCCAGAAAACCUAAUGAGGAUGUGGACUCACCAAACAAGCUCUACACAUUGGUAACUUACUUACCUGUUACCACAUUCAAAAAUCUACAGACAGUCAAUGUGGAUGAGAACUAAGCUGCUGAGUGUCAAAUA
Molecule: messenger RNA, 381 nt
Organism: Peromyscus maniculatus bairdii (prairie deer mouse)
Lineage: Eukaryota; Metazoa; Chordata; Mammalia; Rodentia; Cricetidae
Source: RefSeq, a predicted model, not a curated record